AAAUGAUUCGUAUAGCUAAUAGUAAAUCUGUGGCACGCUUUUCUGGAGCAUUGUGGGGACCAAUUCAUGAAAGACCAAUUGUAGAUAGAGUGAUGUCAACAUCAUAAUGGCCAGUCCCAUAUUAUUAAAGAAUUUUUAAGGCAUAUCCUGUUAGAUGUAAAAUGUUAUUAAAAAGAAAAAGAAAAUAAAUAAACUUGGGCAAUGAAUUUAGCUGGAGCAGAAAUUCAUGAUAUUAAUUGGUAUUGUGCAAAACAAGCUUUAAGCAGAACUCUUAAAGGCAGAUAAGCUGUUGAAUAUGUUGAAAAUAAUAUUCCAACUUAAAGUAAAUAUUUUAUUUAAUCAAAAGGCUACAUUGUGAUUCAAAAGGAUGUCUCAAGAAUGGCAAAAGCAUACGUUAGUGAUUUAAGCCUUUUCCUUAGUGUGGCAAAUAAGGAAAGCAAAGUCAUAUUAGACUCUGUUGAAUUAAUUUGAAAUA
Paramecium sonneborni is the source of this 475-nucleotide messenger RNA. The record is from the annotation of a GenBank genome assembly. NCBI's taxonomy places the organism in Eukaryota, Ciliophora, Oligohymenophorea, Peniculida, Parameciidae.